Molecule: messenger RNA, 1209 nt
Organism: Daldinia loculata
Lineage: Eukaryota; Fungi; Ascomycota; Sordariomycetes; Xylariales; Hypoxylaceae
Exons: 2
Coding region: 1-1209 (402 amino acids)
Source: RefSeq, a predicted model, not a curated record
AUGGCCUCCAUCCCACCGGUGGCUAACAUGCCGAAUCUACACUGGAUUCCCCCUGUAACCUUUCCUCCUCGCUAUCCGGACCCAGAGAUAGCAAAUCCCGGCUGUAAUGAGAUCGUAGUCUGUGUUGUAUGCGGUGUUAUAUGCACCCCGACGGUCCCAAGUGCGCUUUCCGAAGAUUACGCACGACGUUGGAUGCACCCGUGGCUCGUCAAGGCGAAACCGGGCUUUUUGGAACGGCGUGCAGAUCCUCAAAACGCGAGAGAGUCUCGUUUUCAAGAGGUAAACCCGAUCAGACUUCUUCAAGUUGUGAAAUUCAGCGGCGGCGCGAGUGGUUUCGGUCUCAAAGGAGGAAAGUCGGUUGCAAUCAACACCAACGACCCGGAGAUGUAUAUCCCUAUUCAUUCCGUCUGCUUUGAACUAACUGAGAUAUUUUGCGAAUUUCGGUCCAGCUGCGACUUCAACUUCAGAAAGUUCUCCCGGGGCAGAAAUGAAUAUGGGAUCCCCUGUCGCAUGGAUCUGUUCUACGAAAUCUGGAUGCAGCGCGCUCGGAGGGUCCGCCAGGAGAAUAACGGGGUCCUCGAGCUCCCCAUUAGCGAGCAAACAGACUACCUUGGUAUUCUAUACACGAGUCGUCUAGAAAUAUAUAACGAUUACAUCAACCAUUGCUGGCCGGCGAUGCCCGUUCAACAAGCUGAUCCCUCACCCAAUGAAAUGGCAACGACACUAGUCAUCCUAAAGCGCUUGGUACUCCUCCAUGAGCACUCUAGCAAGCCGGACCCGGCGUAUCAAGCUAUACGGCACGGGAUGGAAAACCGUCUGCCCAUCGAGCUUACUGAUAUGAUCAUCGAGAAAUUAAGGCCAUUCUACAACCUCACUCCUGAACAACUCACCUGCACGCGCGCGUUGUCGCCCUCGUGGUGGAAGAAAGAGCUGCUAAGCGGCAAACUGAUCCCGUGGCUGUUCGAUAUCGACGAAAAAUAUAUGUUCAUAGUAAAGUGGAGGUUCAAAGUUGAAAGGCCUGGCGAGCCCCUCGACAUAAACAAGGACUUGGACUGGGAGCUGCUUUGCCGCCAGCUGGGCCAGAAAAACUUAUUCGAGCCGGGCGGCAUCCUGUUCGGAGAGAAAAAGCUCGAGAACCGCUGGCGUAUCUGGCGUCUUCUCGACGGCGCACGCCUUGAACCCGAUCGCCCGGAGGAACUUCAUUCAUAA